AUGCCAGCAAGUUCGAAAAAGGCUCGGAAGAUUAAGCAGGACAGUUGCCGAGAUCGUAAACGUGCCGCCUCGAUCCAGAAUUGGCUCAAGAAGCCCUGGGUGAGGGAGCAUAUUCGGCGAGGAUUGGAUUUGGCCUUGAAGCAGACCCGCAACACCGUCGGAGCCCUGAGGAAGCGGCAGGCGGAGCUCCAGAAGGAGAACGCCAGCAAGGCUUUCGACCGGGUGAAAAGCAAUAGCGAGAAGCUGAACAGCUUGCUGGGCGAGGCUUGCGACGAGCGCGACGCUGCGAAGCGGGAGGCACGCGCCGCUCGAGCAGAGGGAAAACGGGGCGGUGAGGCGGCCGCUUGGAACGAGGCGAACAAGGAGCGCUGCGCCUUGCAGACUGCCCUCCAGAAGGCCAAGGAGAAGAACCGCUGCUUCUCCCUGGAGAGGGCCAGGUUCCUGACGAACGCCUCCAGGGCGCAGCGGGAGGCCUAUCACGAGCUCGCCAAGAG
This is a messenger RNA of Prorocentrum cordatum, 494 nucleotides long. Lineage: Eukaryota; Dinophyceae; Prorocentrales; Prorocentraceae. The record is from the annotation of a GenBank genome assembly.